Molecule: messenger RNA, 1940 nt
Organism: Stereum hirsutum FP-91666 SS1
Lineage: Eukaryota; Fungi; Basidiomycota; Agaricomycetes; Russulales; Stereaceae
Exons: 5
Coding region: 42-1214 (390 amino acids)
Biological process (GO): mitotic telomere tethering at nuclear periphery; meiotic attachment of telomere to nuclear envelope
Cellular component (GO): nuclear membrane complex Bqt3-Bqt4
Molecular function (GO): DNA binding
Source: RefSeq, a predicted model, not a curated record
CCCAUCCCGCCGCUGACAUCCUGCACGCACGCUCAUACACUAUGCCGUCCCGUCCCCCGACUUACCAGUCCAUUGAGAAUUGCAGCCCACGCCCACCGCUGCCUCUCGAACAUCUCAAUCCCUACAUUAGAUCACUCAAUCCCCUAAAUGUCCCAUCCGUAAAGUUUCAAGAGAUAGUCAGAGAUGAUCAGAGGACGAUCGUUGCACGCAUGAAGGUUCAAACACCCCAAGGCCAUGCCUUCAUUCUCCGUCGCCUCGACACCGGUGCCGUAUCCCUUACCACCAUGUUCCGCGCAGCGUUCCCCACCGCCAGCGACGAAGCCGAAAAGGCAGAGGCGGCGUGGGCCAAAGCCAACUUCGAGACUGCAGGGACCAACCGCUCCGGAAAGGCUCGCUUCGCCGGAACCUGGGUCAGCCCUGUGGUCUCCCUCACCAUCGGAGAGGCGUACGGCCUGACUCCCAUCCUCGAACCGCUCACAGACGCCAUGCCCGACCCGGCCGUAGAGUACCGGAAGUCUUCAAGGGCUCAAGGAAACAUUAGCAUGACCAAUCCCGAAGGUACUCCCAAGGGCGUCAAACAACAGUUGCCGACCCCCGCGCCUUCGUUUGGGCCCGGACCCACUCCCGCGAAGAGGGUGCGAAGAGAGGCUUCUCCUGCUGCUACGCCCGCGCAGCGCAACACGACCGCUUCUUCAGUGGCCUCGCCCCGUCGCUCAGGUCGUACCGCCAGCCCCGCUCAGCCGCCCCUCCCUAAGACACUUGUCGCGAAGCCGGCCAAAUCGCCUCUCAAGGCGACUCGCAGCACUGCCAUCGACCCGACCACCUCAGGCGGUUCAGACGAGACCGCGGUGGACGAAGACGUUCCGGAUGUUCCCGGCCCGGAUCCCGAACAGGACAUCGCGGAGCAGCGCGAGCUCAUCGCCAAUCUGAAGAAACAAAGGGACGAGCAACAAAGGCUGCAGGUGACGGAGAAUCAGGACGAGGCGCCGUCGGCUGAGGCGAGUGGUGCCACUAAGAGAGGCAGGGACGAGGUGGAGGCGCCGUUGAAGUUCGACUUCAAGGAGCCGGAGACGGAAGAAAGGGCGAUCGCGUCGAACAGGAGGGUUUCGAGGUUCAUUGAGAUGACCCCAGAGAGGAGAUCGGCUGUUUGGGGCACAGCGGCUUUCGCUACGGUCUUUGGCCUCUUAGCCUUUGUCCCGAACCCCUGGUUCUAAGGCCUGCCAACUACUGUUCAGUCGCACCAUGUCUAUCCUAAACGCCGUCCUCAUAUCGCUGUCCUUGUUUGCUGUCAGCUGCUGCACCAUCUCUAUCUGGGUUCUGCGUUUAUCGCCUUUUCUCCGUCUCCGCCGAUAUCUUGUGUCCCGUGUCCGGCCCGUCUAGUUUUGUCUUGGUGAUUCUAUACUGCUCACCGCACGGAACGAAUACAGCGUCACCUGAUCCACACGCUGUAUCGUUCCCUGCCACCUGGAGCUAUAUUAUCAGCCACUGCUACCUUUUCAGCGUCCUUGUCGAAUUUCCUUCGUCUGUGUCUGUAUGUUAUUGUCGGAUUGAGCACCCUUACCUUCUUCUUUCUACGUCUAACGACUAUACUCCUUCUUUCUUCUGACGACUUUACCACAUACAUGCCUAUUCACCUUCUAUCUAUCCAGCUAUUUGAACCCUUACCCUUUAAACUAUGUACAUCCACCGUCCUCCCCGCACCGAGCUAUCCGGCACAUUCUGCUCCUCCCACAGAUUGUGGCGGUGCGCCCUGCGGGCGAAUCUCCCCUUCCGUUUCUAAGCCCUUUGGUCUCGUUUAUGUUUUUCUUUUCUUUUUGACGUUUUAUUGUCCUAUGCCCUUUCUUCGAUGAUAUGUUUUUAAUGAUGUCGUUUUGCCGUUCUCCCUUUUGACUGUUUACGUUUUGUGCUUUCGUCUUGUUUCUUGUCAUUGUAUCUAAGCG